Erpetoichthys calabaricus (reedfish) is the source of this 1478-nucleotide messenger RNA. RefSeq names its product cathepsin D-like. Gene Ontology annotation, cellular component: lysosome. Lineage: Eukaryota; Metazoa; Chordata; Cladistia; Polypteriformes; Polypteridae. Gene Ontology annotation, molecular function: aspartic-type endopeptidase activity. The record is from RefSeq and is a predicted model, not a curated record. The transcript is spliced from 9 exons. Bases 108 to 1295 code for a protein of 395 amino acids. Gene Ontology annotation, biological process: proteolysis.
AUUAAAUAAACUGAGUUGCGACUAAGGAAGUGAUGUCUGAGUUCUGAAGAGACAGAAUACUCUCUGGGCCUGUUGAGGAAAGCUUGAACGAUUAUACUGAAAUUACAAUGAGAACGACUAACAUUUGUAUCGUCGCGCUGACGCUGUGGGUGUGCUCAGCUGCACAAACCAGGAUUCCUCUGAAAAAAGGACGCAGGUGGGGAUGGAUGAUGCUGGACAAUGGUAUAACUGUAGAAGAGCUGCAGAAACUGGAUAAAACAAUGGGCAGUUCUGCUGAAGUGAGGAACACAUCAACUUUUGAAAGGCUGACCAAUUUCAUGGAUGCCCAGUACUAUGGAGAAAUUGAGAUUGGCACACCCCCCCAAACGUUUACUGUGAUAUUCGACACCGGCUCAUCCAACCUGUGGGUGCCUUCCUCCAAGUGCUCUUUCUUCAACCUGGCCUGCUGGUUGCACCAUCGCUACAAUUCUGGAAAGUCUAGCACCUAUGCCAAGAAUGGAACACAGUUUGCUAUUCAUUAUGGUCGAGGAAGUCUGUCUGGAUUUCUGAGUAAUGACACCAUCACUAUUGGAGACCUAGUUGUGACCAAUCAGUUGUUUGGAGAAGCAGUGAAACAGCCAGGCAUCAUGUUUGUGGCAGCACAUUUUGAUGGUAUUUUAGGAAUGGCCUACCCUGUGAUAUCUGUGCAAGGAGCCCCUCCAUUGUUUGAUACUGCAAUGCAGCAGAAGAAGCUGCCACAGAACAUUUUCUCUUUUUACUUGAACAGAGAUCCAGCUGGUAAAGUGGGUGGAGAGCUGAUUUUGGGAGGUGUUGAUUCCAAGUAUUUCAAGGGAGAAUUCCAUUAUGUCAAUGUUACACGCAAGGCAUACUGGGAGAUCAAAGCUGAUGGGAUCUCUGUUGGGAAACAGUUGUCACUAUGCAAGGGUGGCUGCCAAGCCAUUGUGGACACAGGCACUUCUUUAAUAGUUGGUCCAACUCAAGAGAUUCGUUCUUUGCAAAAAGCAAUUGGGGCCAAACCACUUUUCAUGGGAGAGUAUAUGGUUGACUGCGAGCAGAUCCCCUCUCUUCCUAUAGUGACCUUUAUUCUUGGAGGGAAGCAGUUCAACUUGACUGCCCAUGAUUAUGUUGUUAAGGAAACCCUAUCUGGAAUUUCUGUCUGUCUGAGUGGAUUUAUGGGAAUGGAUAUCCCUCCACCUGCUGGGCCAUUGUGGAUUUUGGGAGAUGUUUUCAUCGGCCCGUACUACACUGUUUUUGAUCGGGAGUAUGAUCGUGUCGGUUUUGCCACAGCAGUUUAAGAUUACAACAGAACGUGUUUGCAUGAAUUAACCAGGCAUCUUUAAUGAUGGCAACAUGUCUAACAGCAUGUGCAACAAAGUAAAAUCAUCCAAAAUUUAUAGCUUCAGCUCUGCCUUGCAGCAUGAUUUUUUGCUUUGCUUGUAUUGAGUUCAAAUACAAAUGAAGAGUUACAGAUCCUGAAA